AUGGACGAGUACUCGUCGUCCGUCUGCUACAGCGAUUAUGAUGAUGCUGCUGUGACAGAUAAUUCACGAUCCUAUAGACCUUGCAGUCUCGAUGAAUUAGUAGCACGAACAAAAUUCGAUAAGAAAGAAAUUCAAGUUAUUUAUCAAGGUUUCAAACAAGAAUGUCCAUCGGGUAUUGUUAAUGAGCAAACAUUUAAAAAUAUUUUUGGGCAAUUUUUUCCAUUUGGUGAUACAUCAAAAUAUGCUCAUUUAAUAUUUUCAACAUUUGAUUUACGUUCAUCAGGUAUUGUAACAUUUGAAGAUUUUCUUAUUGGUUUAUCAACAUUAUGUCGUGGAACAAUUGAAGAUAGACUCAAAUGGGUAUUUAAAUUAUAUGAUACAAAAAAAACAGGAAGAUUAACAAAAGAUGAUUUUCAUGUGAUUGUUUGUGCUGUUUAUUCAUUACUUGACAAUAUAUCUAAUCAUUACAAUGAUUAUAUAACUAUUCAAGAACAUACAGCUACGGUCUUUCAAAAAUUUGACAAAUUACAUCAAGGAUAUAUAACUAUAGAAGAUUUUAUAAAGAUUUGUACGCAAGAUCCAAUCAUUGUUCAAUCGAUUGAAGCUUUACGUGGAGCUAUCUAA
Rotaria socialis is the source of this 624-nucleotide messenger RNA. NCBI's taxonomy places the organism in Eukaryota, Metazoa, Rotifera, Eurotatoria, Philodinida, Philodinidae. The record is from the annotation of a GenBank genome assembly.